Molecule: messenger RNA, 3111 nt
Organism: Zalophus californianus (California sea lion)
Lineage: Eukaryota; Metazoa; Chordata; Mammalia; Carnivora; Otariidae
Gene: COL26A1
Product: collagen type XXVI alpha 1 chain
Exons: 14
Coding region: 36-1748 (570 amino acids)
Molecular function (GO): protein binding
Source: RefSeq, a predicted model, not a curated record
CCCGGGCUGCGGGUCCCCGCGGGCGGCCGCGCAAGAUGAAGCUGGCUCUCCUCCUGCCCUGGGCGUGCUGCUGCCUCUGCGGGUCGGCGCUGGCCACCGGCUUCCUGUACCCCUUCCCGGCCGCAGCCCUGCAGCAGCACGGCUACCCCGAGCCGGGAGCCGGCUCCCCGGGCAGCGGCUACGGGAGCCGCCGGCACUGGUGCCAUCACACGGUGACGCGGACGGUGUCCUGCCAGGUGCAGAACGGCUCGGAGACAGUGGUCCAGCGUGUGUACCAGAGCUGCCGGUGGCCGGGGCCCUGUGCCAACCUCGUGAGGGCAGUCUCUACCCCUCUCCACAGCCGAUCAAAGUCCGGACACGGACCCUGUUUCCCUCCCGACCCCAAGGCCCUCCGCGAGCCACCCUGGUCCUGGGACUGUGGCCACACGGACCUUGCUGGCCUGGAGACUCCGUCCUUCCUCGGGGCCUUCGCGUUUGCUGGUCCUUCUGCCUGGCCUGGUUUCAUGCCGGGAAUAGCUGCAUCUCCUGACCUAAAUCAGUGCCUUUCCUCCCCGACGCCCUGUCACUUUCCAGGGGGCCACAGGAGGGCAGGAAUUGCUUCAAUCUCUCCUGUGCCCCUCCUCCCCCUGUGCCUCGCGUUCAGGAGCUCAAGAGAUACUAUUGAACUGAUGGCUCAAGAUCAGGAGGAUGAAAUGAGAUCCAAGAGUUACAGAACUCUGAUCAGACCCACAUACAGAGUGUCCUACCGCACGGUGACGGCGCUGGAAUGGAGAUGCUGUCCUGGCUUCACCGGGAGCAACUGUGAGGAGGAAUGCAUGAACUGUACCCGGCUCAGCGACAUGAGUGAGCGGCUAACCACGCUGGAGGCCAAGGUUCUUCUGCUGGAAGCAGCAGGGCAGCCCGCAGGCCCGGGCAAUGACCUGCCAGCCCCCCAGAGCACCCUACCACCCUGGAACGAGGACUUCCUCCCUGAUGCCAUCCCACUCGCCCACCCAGGGCCCCGAAGGAGAAGGCCCACGGGCCCAGCCGGGCCCCCGGGGCAGACGGGACCGCCAGGGCCUGCAGGUCCCCCAGGCUCCAAGGGUGACCGGGGCCAGGCAGGAGAGAAGGGCCCAGCAGGGCCUCCUGGCCUCUUGGGGCCGCCAGGGCCCCGCGGGCUUCCUGGAGAGACGGGGCGCCCCGGGCCCCCCGGCCCCCCUGGCCCAGCGGGCAGCCCGGGCUUCCCUCCGAACGGCCCCCAGGGCGUCCUCUACUCCCUGCAGCCGCCGACGGACAAGGGUGACGGAGACUCACAGCCGGCCUCUGCAGCCGUGGACACAGUGCUGGCCGGCGUCCCAGGGCCCCGGGGCCCCCCUGGCCCUCCAGGUCCGCCUGGACCACAUGGUCCCCCAGGACCCCCAGGUGUCCCUGGAUCCCAGGGCCUGGCCGGAGAGCGGGGCGUGACAGGACCGGCUGGCGAGCCUGGCGGGAAGGGGCAAGAAGACGACAAAGCUGCUGCAGAGGGUGAGGGGGUACAGCAGCUGCGGGAGGCCCUGAAGAUCCUAGCAGAGAGAGUCCUCAUCCUGGAGCACAUGAUUGGGAUCCAUGAUCCCCUGGCCUCCCCCGAGGGGGGCUCUGGCCAAGACGCUGCCCUGAGAGCCAACCUGAAGAUGAAGCGUGGUGGCUCCCCGCCUGACGGCAUGCUCGCUGCCCUGCUCGGCCCCGACCCCGGGCAGAGGAGGGCUGGCCGGGCCGGCGGCGGCAAGUGAGAGAGGCCAGCUCUCCAGGACAAGCCCCAGCCCUGCCAGAGAGCCGGCCCGGAGGCCUGUGUCGCCCGGCUGGCUCCUGUAGACACCCCGAGUGGGCCUGGGCUCUGGACGCUGACGAUCGUAAGGGACACUGGCUCCCAGGGCCUGGGGGGACUUGGGGACAGAUGGCAGCUCCAGAGGCAGGGUCCAGAGGGCCCCAGCACCCUUGGCAGGGCCCUUUGCUGGUCCCUGCCCUCCCCACCCUCACUUUCUGCAGGAGACAGGAUCUGGGUGGGCUGGGCAAGGCGUGAGAAUAAUCCUAAUACUCAUCAUUUACUGAGUCUGGGCCUAUCCAAGAAGCUUUCCCUGCACCGUCUCAUUUAACCCUUAGGAGGUAGGCUUGAUAUCCCCACUUUCCACGGGAGGACGGAGGCCCGGCGAGUAUAAGUAACCUGCCGAGGCCACGGGACCAAGGACAGCUGGGGCAGGAUUUGAACCCAGGCCUCCCGGGUCCUUAACCCUUGACAGUGCCAGGUUCCUGUCUUCACGGAGAAACUCAGGAUGGGCACAGGGCUGGGCGGCGGGGGGGCUGGACUGGCCGGCAGGGAAGGAACGCAGGGCCCUGGGCCUCCUUCCUCAACCCCCGUCCCCGGGCUUGGGGUCUGCUCCAGGGUCUGGCAGCGCCAGGGAGACCCUGAAUAAAGCCGGGACACUCCCACGGACUUGGGGAUAGUGAGAGAGGGGCCCUGGGGUGCAGGACCCUUCCGACCAAACCGGCACUGCCCACUGCUGCCUCCCAGCCUCAACCCACCCAGCCCAGCAGGGCCCUCCUGCCCCUGAGCCCAGAGGUGGGAGUAUUUCCUGGGACGGCAGCUCUGCCCUCUCUGGGAAUCUCUAGGGUUGGCCAUUUCUGCAGCAUGUGGCAAGUCCCACGUCCCCUUGACCACCUAGAGACAGGACAUUGUCUGAGUCCCGGGCUCCGUCAGGCGAGACGCUGCCCCCUUCAGAGCCGUGGGCCCAGGCAGCAGGCUCCACAGCAGACACCCGGGGCCGGGGACCCCAGAGCAGCUCAGACCACAGCCCUCAGGGCCUCUCAGGCUAUGGGUCCCCUGUGACCCAGACUGGCCCUGGUGCUCCUCUCUUGCUGGGCCAGGACCCCGUCUCAGCCGCUGACUCAGAGGUUUGGGUGCCACCCCGGGUGGUGUCUCCCCUCAGGGCAGGAGCUGUCUGUCCCCGGCAUCCUUGGUGCUCCCCGGAGGUUGUGGCCAGGCCCCGGCCACCUCCCCCUGCCCCACGCGAGGCAGGAGCGGCCUGGGGGCCGAGGUGCGGCGGCAGUCAGAGGCGGGCGGGAAGUCUGGAAUUCUCUGACAAUAAAGGUGCUCUC